Molecule: messenger RNA, 1089 nt
Organism: Lontra canadensis (Northern American river otter)
Lineage: Eukaryota; Metazoa; Chordata; Mammalia; Carnivora; Mustelidae
Gene: CCDC71L
Product: coiled-coil domain containing 71 like
Exons: 1
Coding region: 276-974 (232 amino acids)
Source: RefSeq, a predicted model, not a curated record
GAGAAGAAAGAAACCAGGGGGCCAGGCGCCGUCCAAUGACAAAGCCCAGGGGUGGGCGCCGGCCGCCAUCUUGUACCGGGCGGCAGGAUAUUCACCCGCGUCUUCCGCCCUCGGAGGGGGAGGGGCGGCGGCCGAGGCGAGAAAAGUAGCGAGAGACGCGCCGGCCCGGAGGCGCCAGCAGCGGCCGCCGCCGCGGAGCCGGACGCGGGCGGGGGCGGCGGCGGCGGCGGCGGCGGCGAGACCCGGCGAGCGCGGGCGGCCCCGAGCGGCCUCCGAUGCGGCGCAGCGUGAAGAGGCGGCGGCGCCGGCCCCCGGCGGCCGCGGCCCCGGUUGCCCGGGGCGGCGGCUUUAGGGCUGGAGGAGGGGCCGAGCUGGAGGCGCGGGAGGAGAAGGUGGUGUACUCGCGGUCGCAACUGUCGCUGGCCGACAGCACCAAGGCACUGGGCGACGCCUUCAAGCUGUUCAUGCCCCGCAGCACGGAGUUCAUGAGCUCGGACGCGGAGCUCUGGAGCUUCCUCUGCAGCCUCAAGCACCAGUUCUCCCCGCACAUCCUGCGCAGCAAGGACGUCUACGGCUACUCCUCCUGCCGGGCCCUGGUCCCCGACCCCCCGCCGCCCCCCGCAGCCCGCGGCCAGACGCGCAGGCCGGCGGCCAGGAGGAGGCGCCGCGGAGCCCGGGCGGCCGCCGCCCGCCGGAGGGGGGCCCCGCCGGGCCCGCCGCCGUCGCCGCCGGCCCCCGAGGACAUCUGCCCCGCCAAGCCCGCGGCCCCCGGGCCCUGCUUCGGGGGCCGCACCCUGGAGGAAAUCUGGAGGGCCGCCACCCCGACGCUGACCACCUUCCCCACCAUCCGCGUCGGCGGCGACGUGUGGGGCGAGCGCAGCCUGGCGGCGGCGCGGCGACGGGCACGCCAAGUCCUGCGAGUGAACCUGGAACCCGUGGUGAGGCUUCGCCGCUUCCCGGUGCCUCGGGCGUGAGCCGCGGCCCUGGCCCCUGCGCCCCGGGACGGCUUCCGCCUGGAGGGAUGAACAAGUGACAGUCGAGUGUUUACAGAUCCGGCCUGGACCGCGUCCCCUAGUGCACUUUACGGGC